Lactuca saligna is the source of this 1575-nucleotide messenger RNA. Lineage: Eukaryota; Viridiplantae; Streptophyta; Magnoliopsida; Asterales; Asteraceae. The record is from the annotation of a GenBank genome assembly.
AUGACUUAUGCAUCGAUUUUGGAUUUCUUGAAUGAAAAACACCCACAUGAAGAAACACGAAAAAACACCAAUUUAGUGACAGAAAAAUCUCUCUUUUUGUUCAUAUCAUUUCAAGAUUUCUUGAAUGGUAUGGAGAAAAAGUGCGGUUGUUGGUCUGUUUUAAGGCGUAGUGUUAGCUCUGGUUCUUGUAAGCCCUCUGUUGAAACAAGAAGAAACUCUGCGACCUCUUUCCCAAGAACCAGUCUUGUUUAUGAUGCAGCAACAGAAACCCGAUACUUAAAUGCUAGCAAUAGGGAGAUGUGUGCUCCUAACGAACCUCAAAACUCUUCGGAUUUGAACCCAGACAUGCUCCAGUCAGACUUGACUCAAUCAGAUAAAAAGCCGUGUCAACUUCUUCAGUUCAGUUUUCAUGAAUUGAAGUCAGCAACUGGAAAUUUCAGACCGGAUAGCAUACUGGGUGAAGGUGGAUUCGGGUUUGUUUUUAAAGGCUGGAUUGAAGAAAAUGGAACCGCUCCGGCUAAACCCGGGUCGGGUAUAACGGUCGCAGUCAAGAGUUUGAAACCGGAUGGCCUUCAAGGCCAUAGAGAAUGGGUGGCUGAGGUGGAUUUUCUUGGACAACUUCAUCAUCCAAACCUUGUUAAGCUCAUUGGAUAUUGCAUUGAAGACGAUCAACGGCUACUUGUUUACGAAUUCAUGACACGUGGAAGCCUUGAAAACCAUCUUUUUAGAAGAACCAUACCCUUACCAUGGUCUAACCGGAUCAAAAUAGCGACGGGUGCCGCUAAAGGGCUAGCUUUUCUCCAUGGUGGAACAGAACCUAUUAUUUAUAGGGAUUUCAAGACCUCAAAUAUCUUACUCGAUACAGAAUAUAACUCGAAGCUUUCGGAUUUCGGGCUAGCAAAAGCAGGACCACAAGGUGACAAAACUCAUGUCUCUACUAGGGUUGUCGGAACUUAUGGCUAUGCCGCUCCGGAGUACGUGAUGACAGGACACUUGACAUCUAAAAGCGACGUUUACAGUUUUGGAGUUGUACUUCUAGAAAUUUUGACAGGACGAAGAUCAAUGGACAAGAAACGCCCUAGUGGAGAGCAAAAUCUUGUUAUGUGGGCACGUCCAUACCUAGCUGACAAGCGAAAAGUCUAUCAAUUAGUUGAUCCUCGAUUAGAGCUAAAUUAUUCGGUUAAAGGGGUCCAAAAGGUGUCUCAAAUAGCGUACAACUGUCUGAGCCGGGAUUCAAAGGCCCGACCCACUAUGGAUGAAGUCGUUAAGACCCUAACUCCAUUGCAGGACUUGAACGACUUCGCCAUUCUAUCUUAUCAUUCUCGUAUGUCUCAACAAGGUAGGCGUAAAAAGAAAAUACCCGAAGGGACUCAAAAUGUUUCUCGUACGGGUUCAGGCAAGCAACAAUGUAAAUAGAAGUUGUAUGUUUUCGUUAUGUUGUGGCCAAAUUUGUUCGGAUUUUAAGACGCAUAUGAUGUAACUUUUGGGGUGUCAAAUAUUUGACAAAGCUAAUGUUGGAUUGAUGACUUGUAUAUUACAUUUUGAGGUUUGUACAUUCUUUAUAUUAUAGCCUAA